CUUCGUGGGAAGCGCGGCGCCGGUAGAUGGCAGCACCGAGUGGAGCGUUAAGGCAAGAUGGCGACAGGCGCGCAUGCGCGAGGCGGAUCACCCCUCGCGCGCCUUCUACUCUUGGCCAUCCUACAUGUCAACUUCAUUGCUUUAGGUCUGGAGCCGGACUUCCUGUAUCCGCUGGAGAACGUGACAAUAGCUCAGGGUCGGGACGCGAUGUUCACCUGCGUGGUCAAUAACCUCGGUGGUUACAGGGUGAGUGGCGACUCCGCCACUGCCAGGGUGGCAUGGAUAAAAGCGGACACGAAGGCGAUCCUGGCAAUCCAUGAGCACGUGAUCACGAACAACGCUCGGCUGAGCGUCACCCACAACGACUACAACACGUGGACGCUCAACAUCCGAGGGGUGAAGCGGGAGGACCGGGGACAAUACAUGUGCCAAGUUAACACUGACCCUAUGAAGAUGCAGACGGCAUUUCUAGAGGUCGUCAUUCCCCCAGACAUCAUCUAUGAAGAGACGUCAGGAGACAUGAUGGUACCAGAGGGGGGUUCAGCUAAACUGGUCUGUAAGGCGAGAGGGUACCCUCCGCCCAAGAUCGUGUGGCGCAGAGAAGACGGAGGAGAUAUUAUAUCAAGAGGUGGUCCCCAGGGGAAGACUAAAGUGACGUCACUGGAGGGCGAGGUGGUCAACCUGACGAAGGUGACGCGCUCGGAGAUGGGCGCGUACCUCUGCAUCGCCGCCAAUGGUGUACCGCCAUCAGUCAGCAAGAGGAUCAUGCUGCAUGUGCAUUUUCACCCACUGGUGCAGGUGCCAAACCAGCUGGUGGGCGCGCCAACUGGCACUGACGUCACGCUGCAGUGCCACGUCGAAGCCUCGCCCAAGGCCAUCAACUACUGGACCAGGGAGAAUGGCGAGAUGAUAAUAUCCAACGACAAGUACCAAAUGAGCGAGAUCAACAGCUCAGCGUACAGCGUACAGAUGCGCCUGAUUGUGCGCAAUAUCAACCGCAACGACCUCGGCGGGUACAAGUGCAUCUCCAAGAACUCUAUAGGCGACGCUGAAGGGAACAUUAGGUUGUACGAAAUGGAGCUACCAUAUCGCAAGUCCAGAGACGAGGAUGAGCGCGAGAACUCGGUGGAGGAGACCAACGACGUGCGGUCCAGCUUGCAGGGGCCACUGAGGGAAGGAGGGCCUCGCACUGAGGACGCGGGCUUCCUCGGAGGAGGGGGGCCUCCUCCUGCCGCCGCGCCCCGCCUCGCUUCUCCAAUCUUUUUAAUAUCAGCCAUAUCAGCUACAGUCUACGCAUGCUAAACUUCUCCCGUGAAGCCAUGCACAAAGUAAAGACACCCUUAACUAAAAGUAAAGCGCGAUAUAUCUCGCAUUUAUUGUUCUUUUAAGUUUAAGACACGAUUUUCUCAUUUCCGCGAGUUUCCACGUGAGUGUACUCAACGCUAGAGUAUGACAUGACAACGGGGUACGUUUCCAUUAGACUCUCGCGUCAAUACCUAAUUUCUUUAACAAUCCUCGUGUCUUAAAUUUCUGCAUGGCGACAUAUUGUGCAAUAUGGUAUUGAACUGUUUAUGAAUCGGACAAUUGCGUGUUUUUAUCGCCAGACUAACAUAGAUUUAUCAUAGUUAUGGUGAUCAGAUAAUUUAGAAUUAUUAAUUGUGACGGUACGUAAUAGAUCCUAAUCAUAGUAAGUAUUUAUUGAACAAUCCAGCUUGUAUUACAAUGUAAAUGCUAAGGUAAUACAACAGAUGAAAAUAUCUAAGUACAUAAUAUUCUGUACUUUGUGUUUUUGGAAAGCAUUUUUAUUUAAACAUUCACUAUAUCGUGUAUGUAUCUUUGUUUGAUAAAGUUAUUUUAAGUAAGUGAUGUAUUGUCGUAUAAUUGUAU
This is a messenger RNA of Pectinophora gossypiella (pink bollworm), 1887 nucleotides long. RefSeq names its product lachesin-like (gene DIP-beta). Gene Ontology annotation, cellular component: neuron projection. Bases 58 to 1302 code for a protein of 414 amino acids. The transcript is spliced from 8 exons. The record is from RefSeq and is a predicted model, not a curated record. Lineage: Eukaryota; Metazoa; Arthropoda; Insecta; Lepidoptera; Gelechiidae.